Molecule: messenger RNA, 5479 nt
Organism: Oncorhynchus keta (chum salmon)
Lineage: Eukaryota; Metazoa; Chordata; Actinopteri; Salmoniformes; Salmonidae
Product: glutamate receptor ionotropic, NMDA 2B-like
Exons: 14
Coding region: 2726-5479 (917 amino acids)
Biological process (GO): monoatomic ion transport; excitatory postsynaptic potential; synaptic transmission, glutamatergic
Cellular component (GO): NMDA selective glutamate receptor complex; postsynaptic membrane; postsynaptic density membrane
Molecular function (GO): transmitter-gated monoatomic ion channel activity involved in regulation of postsynaptic membrane potential; NMDA glutamate receptor activity
Source: RefSeq, a predicted model, not a curated record
GUUCUAAGGCAGAUGGAGGUGCCAGUUGUACGUUGUCUCUAGCUCUGGGUAGUACCUCAGCAUGCCGCCUGUUUGACACGUUUAACAGUUGUCCCGGAGAAGGCUUUACAUCUUAAAUUACCGGAAGGCUCCUGGUUUUUGGCGGAAAAGGAAGAGCUGAAGAACAAUUGUAACAGUUGGAGAAAUUACUGAUAACCCUCCUCUCAGCUCACACAAACCGCCGAAACGGAAGGCUUUGGAGUAUUCAAUUUUUUUUUUCGUUGUAUGUUUUUUCUCUUCCUUAUCGUGGUGCUGGGAGGUGCUUCAUCUUUUCAUAUAUUCGCUCUCUCCAUCAUUUGCCUCCUCAUUUAUUUCUCCAUCUACCUGCUGUACAAUUUCCUCUAUUUAUGAGUGAGAGAGAGAGGAGGGGGAGUUUUUAUUUUCAUUUUGAGACUUUUUUUCUUUCCUGUCUCUUUCCUCUCUCCCUCCUCACCAUUCCAUCCUUUUUGAUCCUUAUUCCUUUCCUUCUCUCCUCUACCCUUUUCCACCAGUUCUCCACAGCACAUUCCUCUCCCUCUCUUUCUCUGUCUUUAAACUCAGAUGUAAAUUAACUUGGACUGAAUUUUUUUUAAAGAAAGAGACAACUAAACAGCAACUCUUCUUCAAUGACUCCUUUUCCCCCAUUUUCCUUCUCUUCCUCCUCUGGUCCUUCCUCACCCACAUCCUAUGCAUCACAAUUUUGCAGGAUUCUUAAAUUGGUAACUCUAGGUAGGUUUACUAUUGUUUAGUGUCUGUCUAUCUGUCUGUCUGUGUGUGUAUUUGUGUGUGCUUUACGUAUACAUAAAACACACAUACACACACACUCACACACUAAACUAUGGCGAAAAGGAGAGAGAUUAUAUCUGGUACUCAUAGUCAGUUGAUGUUGGUCUCACAAUUCUCCCAUGCCCAUUCUUUCGCCGCGUCAGUUCAGUCAAACUUCAUCCAUUUUUAAUUGUUGUCUUUGAGGAAUACAGUUAUCUAUCUUGCCGUUUUCUCUGUCUCGCCUUAUACAUUGCAUUUCUCAUAUGUACCUGAUGCCAUUUUGAGUCUUAAUUGGAAUAUUAGCACAAAAUGACUACGUUUUGCCUGAAGUUUUGACUUGUGAUUUAGCAAACUAUGUAUUUGGACAGAAACUUGAAAACUGCCAGUGUUGGGUAAGGUAUUAUUGGAUCCUAUGGUUCUUUCUGGUUGUUUGACAUAUCACGGUUAAUGUUUGAUUUUCAAUUUCUUUCAUUCAGCUGGUCCAUCAUCUGUAUGUAGCUUUCUCACCCCCACCCACCCACUUGCCCCCUCUCUCUCUCUCUCUCUCUCUCUCUCUCUCUCUCUCUCUCUCUCUCUCAAUUAUUGACACGCACACAUUACCCAAAAGUACUAAACGUCCCAUACCAAUUUCCCUUUUCGUUUUCAAUUCUGUUUGUUUCUGCAUCCCCCUCCUUAUUUCGGUUUGAUGUUUUUUCAACUAGAAUGGACAGUUCUCCAUUAAUUGUCUCUGGAGCUGUUUCUUCCCCUUCCUUGUAUUCCACCUCUCUUGUAUCUUAAAAGGCACGUAAAUCAGGAAAGGCUUCCGGGCUUAGUUGUUGAAAAGUAGAUGAAAAAGCUUGUAAAGCCUUGGCUUGCGACACAUCUGAAGACCGCUGUUCACAGUGUGUGUGUAGGUUUGAAAUAGUGACAGACUGAUAGACAGAUAAGAAUAGAAAUCAGUAGGAGAAGAAUGUUGUUCAUCUCAUUGCUUUCCAUCUCUCUCUGUCAAAUUCCCCUGUUAUUUAUGAUGGUUCUUCUCAGCAUCUGAGUUGUAUGUCUUAUGGGAGGUCCCUUUUCAAUCAUCAACAUCACCAGUUCACCCAAAAUAAGUUAUUAAUGUAGCCCUUGUGUGUCCAUUGGAAACACACACACACACACACGCACACAGUUUAUGGCAAACAAUUUCAAUCAAUAGCAUUUACAUCUUCAACUUUUGUCUUUUUUCUUCUUCUUGUGGAUUGUAAAGGGGAUUCAAUUCAAACAAACACCCCAUGUUUAUUGCUUUGAGCCGGAUUUCACCAUGAAGGACUAAGGAACCCACACCACAUUUUGUGUUUUCAAGUGGCAGCUCUGUCUUUACUGUUGUCCCACUCCUCUGAUCACCACUAAAUUAAUAAUGAGUUACAGACAAGAGUUAAAUAGUCUUGACAAAGACCCAACGUACAGACCGAUGAUGGUGACUAAAUAAACGAGGGGAGCGACAGAAGACACGGAAAAAGGGAAGGAGGAAGACAUGCUCUAAUCUCCGCAUUUCCACGGCAACCGUUGUUCACACACACACACACACACACACACACACACACACACACACACACACACACACACACACACACACACACACACACACACACACACACACACACACACACACACACACACGGAGUUGUCAGAGGAAACCUCGUCGCGCUGUAUCCUCCAGUGGAAGAAGACGGGAGGAUGAGUCAUACGACAGGAGACGAAUGAGAGAGCGCCUCGCCCCUCUCCAUUCGUCAUUUCUCUAUUUAUUUUUGGAGUUCUCCUUACACACUCAAACUUGACACACGCACACUUGUUCAAUCCCGGUGCUCAUCCCCCACUCCAUAAGCCCUCUUCACGUCUACUCCUCUCUGCACGGCUUCCUCUGUUCAUCCUUCCCUCCACCCGGUGCUAUGAGAGGAGUAGUUGGGUCCCAGACCACACCACCAUGCCAGUUCUGAAGAGUAGAGAGGAGAUCUGGGCUGGCAAUGUACAAGGUACUGCAUUUACACUCCUCCACGAUGCUUGUCAGCCUCCUCUCCCCCUCCCCACUCCAGGACAGGCGCGUCACUUCCUCCUUCCCCCUCCUCCUCCCGAACACACCUCUUCCCCUCAUCAGCACCCCCGGCUGGCCCUUCCCUCCCUCUCCCUCCCUCUCUCCCUAUCUCUCCUCCUCCUCUCCCUAUUCCUUCUGCCCAUCUGCGAGUCGGCGCGGUCGCCUGGGAGGGGCGGAGCUGGCCAGGGCGGAGGAGCACCAGGAGGUGCACCCGGGACGGGAGGAGCAGGAGGCGAGAAAGGAGGCCAGAGGGGCACAAACCUCAUCCCCCCUUUCUACCCCCCUUACUACCCCCCAGUAUCCCCCGCCCGGCCCCCUGCGCCCCCCAUACCUCCCAAAGUGGCCUCCUCUCUUAGCAUCGCCGUCAUCCUGGUGGGCAACUCUAGCGAGGUGUCGUCCACCUACGUGGAGAAAGAGGAGUUCCUCCAUGUUCCUCACCCUACCAAAGUCCAACUGGAGACCAUGAACGACACGGACCCCAAGAGUAUCAUCAACCGUAUCUGCACCCUGAUGACCAACACUUGGCUGCAGGGGGUGGUGUUCGGGGACGACACGGACCAGGAGGCCAUCGCCCAGAUCCUGGACUUCAUCUCUGCCCAGACACACAUCCCCAUCCUGGGCAUCCGAGGAGGCUCCUCCAUGGUCAUGGCUGCCAAGGACGACCACUCCAUGUUCUUCCAGUUUGGCCCGUCCAUAGAGCAGCAGGCCUCCAUCAUGCUGAAGAUCAUGGAGGAAUACGACUGGUACAUCUUCUCCAUCGUCACCACCUACUACCCCGGAUACCAGGACUUUGUCAACAAAAUCCGGAGCACCAUAGAGAACAGUUUUGUGGGCUGGGAGCUAGAAGAAGUCCUCCUGUUGGACAUGUCUGUGGAUGACGGAGACGCUAAGAUCCAGAACCAGAUGAAGAAGCUGCAGAGUCCUGUCUAUCUGCUUUACUGCACCAAGGAGGAGGCCUACACCAUCUUUGAGGUGGCAAACUCUGUGGGACUGACGGGAUACGGCUACACCUGGAUCGUACCGUCGCUAGUGGCCGGCGACGCCGAUAAUGUCCCCGCCAUGUUUCCCACAGGGCUAAUUUCGGUGUCGUAUGACGAAUGGGACUACAGUUUGGAGGCUCGGGUGCGGGAUGCAGUGGCUGUCAUCGCCAUGGCGACCUCCACCAUGAUGCUGGACCGGGGGCAACACACGCUGCUCAAGUCAGGCUGCAACGAGACCCCUAACAAGAAGGGCUCUAAACAAGGCAACUCCAAUGAAGUGCUCAAGUAUCUGAUGAACGUGACGUUCGAGGGACGUAACCUGUCGUUCAGUGAGGAUGGAUACCAGAUGCAUCCCAAACUGGUCAUCACCCUGCUAGACAAGCAGAGGCGCUGGGACAAGGUGGGUAAGUGGGAGAACAGCUCCCUGUCCAUGAAGUACCACGUGUGGCCCAGGUUCGAGCUGUUCUCCGAUGGGGAGGCCCGGGAGGACGACCACCUGUCCAUCGUGACGCUGGAAGAGGCUCCCUUUGUCAUCGUGGAGGACGUGGACCCCCUCAGUGGCACCUGCAUGAGGAACACCGUGCCGUGCAGGAAACAGCUUAAAAUACUGAACCAGACAGUACCUGGCCAGUACACCAAGCGCUGCUGUAAAGGUUUCUGCAUCGACAUCCUGAAGAAGAUCGCCAAGCAGGUCAAGUUCACCUAUGACCUCUACCUGGUCACCAACGGAAAGCACGGCAAGAAGAUCAACGGCACCUGGAAUGGAAUGAUCGGGGAGGUGGAGCAGAAGAAGGCCCACAUGGCCGUGGGGUCGCUCACCAUCAACGCGGAGAGGUCCGAGGUCAUUGACUUCUCCGUGCCCUUCAUCGAGACGGGGAUCAGUGUCCUGGUCUCCCGUAGCAACGGCACUGUCUCCCCCUCCGCCUUCCUUGAGCCGUUCAGUGCGGACGUGUGGGUGAUGAUGUUUGUGAUGCUGCUGCUCGUGUCGGCGAUUGCUGUGUUUGUGUUUGAGUACUUCAGCCCGGUCGGCUACAACCGCUGCCUGGCAGACGGACGAGAGCCCGGUGGCCCCUCCUUCACCAUCGGCAAGGCCAUCUGGCUGCUGUGGGGCCUGGUUUUCAACAACUCUGUUCCCGUCCAGAACCCUAAAGGCACCACCAGUAAGAUCAUGGUGUCGGUGUGGGCCUUCUUCGCUGUCAUCUUCCUGGCCUCCUACACUGCCAACCUGGCUGCCUUCAUGAUCCAGGAGGAGUAUGUGGAUCAGGUGUCGGGCCUCAGCGACAAUAAGUUCCAAAAACCCAAUGCCUUCUCGCCGCCAUUUCGUUUCGGAACGGUGCCCAACGGAAGCACAGAACGGAACAUCCGCAACAAUUACCCGGAGAUGCACCAGUAUAUGACCAGCUUCCAUCAGAAGGACGUGAACGAGGCCCUGGCAAGCCUCAAGGGAGGUAAAUUGGAUGCCUUCAUCUACGAUGCUGCUGUGUUGAACUACAUGGCCGGGAGGGACGAGGGCUGUAAACUGGUGACCAUCGGCAGCGGGAAGGUGUUCGCCACCACCGGUUACGGCAUCGCCAUCCAGAAGGACUCUGGCUGGAAGAGAGCAGUGGACCUGGCCAUCCUCAUGCUGUUCGGCGAUGGUAAAGCUUCAGCUGACAUGCGAUCGUAG